Messenger RNA from Plasmopara halstedii, 360 nucleotides. RefSeq lists its product as uncharacterized. The transcript is spliced from 3 exons. Lineage: Eukaryota; Oomycota; Peronosporomycetes; Peronosporales; Peronosporaceae. The record is from RefSeq and is a predicted model, not a curated record. The coding region runs from base 1 to 360 and encodes 119 amino acids.
AUGCCAUUAUUGCGCGAAACACUGUGCCACUUGAGAGAACGGGAAAUAAAGCCCCAAUACGGCGUGUUUACAUCGUCAAAGAAAUGCCAGAGUUGGCUCGCUGAAUUGAACACUUCUUUUACGCCGUCACAAUUUUUGUGCGUUCCGCUUGCGCUCUACCGUCUUUUCAAAGGUGUCAGACUAGUGCUGCGAACCAUAUUGGUAGAUGGCUCAAUGAACACAAUCAACUCCAUGUUUUUAUUAUCUCUACGUACUUGCCUUAAAGUGUGGCGUCAAAUUUUGACGUCAAUGAGUGACACCACUGACUUGCCGUAUCGCAAGCGUGUGGUAGACCAAUUGAGCGGAGGCCGUUUCCAUUAA